Calidris pugnax (ruff) is the source of this 5836-nucleotide messenger RNA. It is a transcript of the gene TMEM144, whose product is annotated as transmembrane protein 144. The transcript is spliced from 14 exons. Gene Ontology annotation, molecular function: carbohydrate transmembrane transporter activity. NCBI's taxonomy places the organism in Eukaryota, Metazoa, Chordata, Aves, Charadriiformes, Scolopacidae. Gene Ontology annotation, biological process: carbohydrate transmembrane transport. The coding region runs from base 528 to 1601 and encodes 357 amino acids. The record is from RefSeq and is a predicted model, not a curated record. Gene Ontology annotation, cellular component: membrane.
CUGUUACUGCCCUGAGCAGCUCAAUGGUAUUUGAUCUGAACUUUGGGGUGCUCCGUCCUUUGAGCAGGAUAAUUGCAGUGCAGGCGUUACUCAGAGACACCAGCUUUAUUACCCUGCAAUGAUGGGGUUAGUUCUCAGGCUCGCAGGAGUUAAAGGUGGUGGCUGCUGCCUCACAGUGAAUGCAGGAGGGGGAAGGAAACCCCAGCACCCCACCUGCAAGCUGAAAACCAUAGGAAUGUGUUACCUUGGAAGAACUCCGAUCUCCUGCUUACAGAAGGAUGACCUUCUUCCCACACAUAACCCAGCUCUUAUGCCUUAUUUCUCCACUGAAUGAAAUUAAAUGUACUGAGGGAGUCAAGGUUCAUGGAAUGAAGACAGCUGAUCUGACACUGAUGGCCCUGCUGAAGCUGUAGAUAAAAGCACAACCCCAGCAGAAGCAGUUCUCAGUGUCCUAAGGACUCCAGAGAAGAAUCUGUCAGGACUUGCGGCAAAACAGCUCCACAAAAAGAGGCACCUUCAAAACAAAGAUGAACAUCGGAAAAGCUUCCAGUUCCUUUAACAACAGCAAUGGAACAGAUCUAGCUAUUGGCUUUACCUCUUCCACAGUAGCUGUCCUUCUAUUUGGGACAAACUUUGUGCCUGUUAAGAAAUUUGAUACUGGUGAUGGCAUGUUCUUCCAAUGGAUUCUCUGUGCCUCCAUAUGGAUAGUUUCUUUGGUGGUCAAUUUAAUCCAGAAUUGCCCCCGGUUUUGGCCUCUGGCUAUGGUUGGGGGUUUUGUGUGGGCUACAGGCAACGUUACAGUUGUCCCUAUUGUUAAAACUGUUGGCUUAGCUCUUGGUCUUUUGAUAUGGGCAUCUUUUAAUUUGCUGACAGGUUGGGCAAGUUCAAGGUUUGGUUGGUUUGGAAUUGAUCCAGAAGAGGUAUCGAGACCAAUCUUAAAUUAUAUUGGAGCUGGACUUUCACUAUUAAGUGCUGUCAUAUUUCUUUUUAUAAAAACUGAAGUCCAGAGUUCUUCACCUUCGUUAGAAAGCACGCCUUUACUGAGAGAAAGUUCCAUUAAUGUUUCUGAAGAUACUCCUGAUGACUCAUGGGUGAACAGACUUUCUCCAGCAAAAAAGAGACUCGUAGGAUGCAGCCUGGCUGUAGUAGCUGGAAUACUCUACGGUUCCAGUUUUGUACCAGUACUUUACAUCAAGGACCAUGGAAGAAGAAAUGAAUCUAUAUACGCAGGAGCAAGUCAAUUUGAUUUAGAUUAUGUUUUUGCACACUUCAGUGGAAUAUUUCUUACAAGUACCAUCUACUUUUUGAUCUACUGUGCAGUCAAGAAAAAUAAACCUAAUGUUUAUCCCCAAGCCAUAUUGCCAGGGUUUAUUUCUGGUGUGCUUUGGGCAAUAGCCAGUUGCUGCUGGUUCAUAGCCAAUCACUAUCUCAGUGCUGUGGUCAGCUUUCCAAUAAUUACUGCAGGUCCUGGCCUUGUCGCUGCAAUGUGGGGAGUCCUUGUAUUUAAAGAAAUCAAGGGACUGAAAAACUACCUGUUACUCUCAGUAGCAUUUUGCAUCAUUUUGUCUGGAUCACUCUCCACAGCUUUUUCUAAGGUUUGAAAGGAUCUUCUGGACCAGUAGAUGGUGCUACUGUUUAAUGUAAUCAGACGGAAUACAUAAUAAUUUUCAAAAUGUAUGCCCAACAUUUAUCCUAACUUGCUUCAGGCAACUGAAAAAGAUAACCUUUGUUAAAUGUUCCCAUUUGUCAUGAAAGAAAAUCUGGAAAUGUUUGUUUCUGCAUUUCUUGGAACAGUAAGGAUAUCAAAGGAUUUUAUUAAAUAAAGCUAAAUGAUUUUAUAGUUACUAAUUACUUUUUUUUUUCCUCAUUCAGGCACUAAAUUUCAUGUCAUAAAUUGCAGUUCAUUGUUGGGAUGGAGGUUAAAGGGAUUUUACUUCUUAAUCUGUACUAUUGUAGAUAUUUACAAGCUAAUUUGUUUUAUUAUAACAUUCUGUCUUACUGACUUGAAUAGAAAAUGUGUCUUGGAAUAUUCUUUAUGGAACUGAUACACAUGAAGAUGUGAAGCAUUUUUUUAUUGAGAAGCACUAUUCUUUGAAGUCAUCAGUUUACAUAAAAAUGUUGUUUUCCAUUCACUUCAUAAUUUUGAAGGAGAUAUAAAAAAAACGGUGCUGUGAAAUAAAUUCCUUAUGUUUGCUACUAAACUGUUUGUUUAGUUGCAAGAACAUUAUGUAGAAAUCAGGAUAUGAAUAGUUGGGGAUGUUUGAGUCUCUUUUAUUUUGAUUGUAAGUAAACAUUACAUUUCUGUGUUGCAAUAGGAGCUAAGUACGCGGUUCAAAGUUUGUUUCCAAAUAACUUUGGGUCUUUUCUGUAUACUUACUUUCUGUCCUUUGUGGCAGUUUUUAUUACAUUGCAGCAUUAUGCCAAAACUGCUCAAUCACUGUUCAACCCAAUACAAGGUCAUCUAAAUGUAAAUAACUUCUGACAGCUGUUGUCUACUUGUUUCUUAAAAAAAAACAAAUAAAAGAAAUAGGUUUCAUAACAUUUUUAGGCAAACUAACCAGCUUCUAACUACUGUUCUGCUAGAAAACCCUAAUAUCCAAGGCGAAUUCCCUAUGAGGAAUGUUAUGUCUGCUCUUCCAUGACCACUACUAACAUGGAGAACUGUUUGUUUUCAUUUUCACAGCAGCUGCCUUUCUAUAUGCAAACCAUCUUGUCUGAACCUCCCUUGGUCUUUUUUUCAGUCUAUUAGAUAAACCCAGCUCCUGCAGCCUUCCCUUGUUUGUAACGUCCUCAUCAUUUUUCUUGCUCUGUCCUGAGCUCUCACAAAGUGGAGUAGAUCUGUCUAGAAACACUUGACAUGGCAGGCAGACUGCAGUCUUAGAAAAAUAAGAGCAGAGGUAAGUGUUUUUCUUUCAUCCACCUUGCCAGCUCUGUUCGUGGUUACACAUCAUAGUGUGACACUUUUUACCAUCACAGCUUGAUAUUGUUCACAUGUUCAGAUUGCAAUCGUAAUGUCUUCCUUCUCCCUUCCACCCUUCUUUGCCUACUAUUUAUCAGAUUGAUCUUAGAACUGUUACUUAGCCUGAUUUUCCCAUAUUAUUUCUGCCCAAGUGUCAGAACUUGGUGUCUGACAGGUUAUUUCCCCCCUUAAGGCUUUUCUCUAAUUUUACUGUGUAUGUUAACUCUGUCAUCCAAGGUGGCAGCAUUUUCCAGCCAGAUGUCAUCUGGAAAUUUAAACAUACUCUCAAAUUCCUGUAAAUAAUUUAUGAAAAUGCUGCCUGAUACAGGCCUUUACUUACUUUUUGGAAUCUAAUGUAAUACGUAUAACUCUGACAGGGAGCAAUUGAUUACUCUUUUGAGCACAAUUUGCCUCUCUCUUACAGUGGUUUUAUUUAGACUGCAUUCUCCCAGCUUUUAUGUAACCUCUGUUACCAUUGUACUGGUCAAGACACGUGAUGUGUACCACCGUAAUACCAGGUAUUGGCAAGAAAACUGGCCAGUUUUCUUUUCAAUAGCCAGGUCAGACACAAUUUCUUCUUGGCAGACCCUUGACUGUUGCUUACCUAGCCGUUAUUCUAUUGACUCAGACAAGGAAGAGUAACUUGUUCACGUGUUUUUGAAAUAACUUGAAUUAAAUCAGACAUUUAUCAUUUCCAUUGAUCUGUUUGCCCUCUUCUGAAAGAUCACAAGGACCUCUAUAUUCCUGGAAUAUACCUCAUGCCAGAAAAUUGCUGGUAAACAAAAAUUGGCAAAACAAAUAUGUAGUGUUCUCAGGCUCCUCUCCUUUAGAGAUAUGCUUUAAUAUGUCCGUUCUUUCCCAGUCAGUUCUUAUUUCUAUGUUACUUUGCAGUUGUGUUAACACUGACUCUGUCAUCUGUUUAAGACUGAAGAAACAAGGGUGCCGUGCACUUUAGCUUAUUAUGUCAUUGCUGAAUAGUGGCAGAUUGUCUCUCAUUUCCACACAGUUACUGAAAAAAAUACUAGCCUUGUAACUCACUAUUUUGCUAAAAUAAUUACAAUGCAACACAAUAUUUAUAAUGAUAGUGUGAUUACAGCACCAAUCCAUUUUGAGGUACCAAUGCAAUUGGUCAGGAAGGAUCAUCAUCUGUUUAGUUUACUACUACCUGUGGGUCAACUUCCACCUUUGGUUGAAGUCUGCAAGUACAGUCUACACUAUUCCAUGAGGUGUACUCUUCAGUAGUUUAUGCUACGUGCCUCAGUCUGGAAAAAUAGUUGGAAAAUGUUCAACCAGAACUCUCAGGGAGAGGAGGACAACCUCCCUGAGACAGUGAACUAGUCUGUUCACACUACUGCUACCAGGGCAGAAAUAGCUUUUAAGGAAUGUGUAAGAUCCAUAUUGCACAACAGGUAUUUCAGUCCCUAGAGAUCCCUAGAGCACCUUCAAGGGAGACCAGGAGCAAACAGAAGCAAAGGCCACAGAAGCAAUGGUCACAGAACCAAGAGAUGCAGGAAUGCAGCAUGGUAUGAUUAAAAAUUGAGCUAAGCAUCAGAAUACCAAAGAUGCUUUGUCUUGCAGAGCAAAGUUCUAGGAGGAGAAAGGAACAGGGGAUCAGAUGAAGCUGCAUGAAGAUGUUACGAGGUUAGGCAGAGCAGAAACCAAGCAUGGUAUCUCCUAGUCGUCUUCCACAGCUGGACAAGCUGCAGUACUCACUGAAGAGUCAGUGCAGAGGGGCUGUCAUGCAAUGGCUGGUUGGCCUGCACCAGCUCUCCUUGAAAAUCUACAUCCCCAGCUGGGUGAGGAGUAAACGAGCAGGAUUGCUGAAGCCCAGUCACUGUGGGACCUAGUUUACCCAACUUUGGCCAGCUGUGUCCCAUCCCACACGGCAGUGAAGUGCCAUAGACCUUGUCACUGCUGCAGUGCCCUGAAGCUGUUUCAUCUGCUGCUGUGAAUACCCUGAGUGAACAUCUCCCUGGGUUUUCCAGAUUUUUAGCCUAUAACUUCUAGUGAUAGGACAAGCUGGCUACUAGUGCUGCAGUGGAAAUGUUAUGGCAGAUUAGCAAGUAUUAGAAAAAUUUAUCCUGGUCGUGCCUGGUUUUAGUUGCCUCAGUUCAGAUGCUGUUUUGUUGGUGCAUUUCUUAUUUGUUGUGGUUUCAGAUAAAUCUGAAAAUGCACAAUGAGAUUGAAUCUGCUCCAUCCAUCCCUUAUUAGACGACAGGUUGUGCAAAAAUAUGAAGCUGGCUUCUACCUUGGCAGUUGAGAUGCAUUUAGAUUUAGGUUUUAUGUUUAAACUGCUGACAUAUGUUUCACUUUCCUUUAACUGAAGUGUCUUUUCUGGUAUUGUAUUAAGCUUCUACUAUCUCUCCUGAGGGAUGCUCUUAAGUUAAUGUAUGGUAUGGGACCAGCAUCCAUCUACAUUACAGGGAACAGCUGAAUCUUCCUGGGCAGGAGCACCUUUACCUCACCUGGUUUCUGUAUAAGGCCAUUAGGUUCCUGAAACAAACCAAAAAACUGACCUCCUGACCGUAGCAAUUGCCAUGUAAAUGUAUGUACUUUUGAUGCAGUUCUCCAGUCUAUAUUGCAUAGCUAUCAGAUGUGCAAACUUAAUUGCUGACUGCUAGGGUGUUAAUUAAAAUUCUUGUCUGUGCGGGCUCAAGUAUGACCUUUAUUAAAUGCUUUUCUUAGCAGCUAUCCUAUUGGAUUUGCCUUGUCAACAGCACACAAAAAAAACCCAAACCACCCUUGUAGCUCUUUUCUGUUAAAAAUCCCUUGUGGUAAUUCAUUGGGAUUUAUGGUUUAAAUAUGUAUUUAUUCCAAAAUAUUUUCUUAUGAUGUUCACUUGGAAUAUAUUGAAUAAAUAUUCCCCUCAUUUCUGAG